Molecule: messenger RNA, 3378 nt
Organism: Mobula hypostoma (lesser devil ray)
Lineage: Eukaryota; Metazoa; Chordata; Chondrichthyes; Myliobatiformes; Myliobatidae
Exons: 6
Coding region: 161-988 (275 amino acids)
Biological process (GO): cell surface receptor signaling pathway
Cellular component (GO): membrane
Molecular function (GO): transmembrane signaling receptor activity
Source: RefSeq, a predicted model, not a curated record
UUGGCUGUGUACUUGCUGGGUCAGGAAGUCUUGAUUCUUGCGGUUUCUUGACCGCUGUAAACCUCCCUGCCUCUCUCUCUCGCAGUUCACGAUCUCUGACCACACACAACAGUCACAGUUAGCUACCCGCUCUCCUGGGGGCUCACACAGCCAAGAAGCGAUGGGUCCAGUGGUGAAGAAUGCCCUGGGAGUCGUCAUCUUACUCUCCGUGUGGACUGGUACUGCUGGAAAGGUCAUCCUCACAGUUGAGAGAGUCAGCCCCCAGAACAGCCCCUGCAGCCUGGAGAUACGCUGCGAAAAGAAAAGGAGCUUCGAAAAGUUUGAGUGGUACCAAGGUGAAACGCUGCUGUCCAACAACAAAAGGCACAAUGUGACCUUCGGUGGCAUGUUGCUGACUGUGUCUCCGGACCCCAGCAACACCCUGUACAGGUGUUCCACCAAGACGACACCCAAAGAGCAGAUGUCCAUCGAUGUGGCCCCGACCUGUGGCUUUGUGGACACUAUCGUGACGAAAGCAGGCUCCUUGGGUGCAUGUUCCGGGGGACUGCUGGCCGUGAAGAUCACCUUACUAACCCUGUGGCUCGGAGCCUUGGGGUGUACAUUCUUCUGCUGCAACAAAAAGACCAGUCAGAAGGCUACAGUAAAGCAUACCAAAGAGGAAGGAAUCUACUCGCAUGUGGGAAUGUCUGACCUUGGUGCUGAAGACAGCCCACAGCAAGAGGGAGAGAAGCCUGGGCCGAGCCAAGCUAAGCAGACUCCCAAUCCCACCUACCAGACCCUGCAGGAAGCAGAGAAGAACGAGGACUACAGUAGGCUCACGCCAGCAGCAGCCACAGCACUGGCCCAAGAUCUGACGUAUCAGCCCCUGGUGAAGGACAAGGACGACACCUAUAACACCCUCCAGAAGCCAACGGCUGGCAGUGAGCCUACGGUGACCUUCUCAGCUCCGAUGGAAGAGGUCUCCCUGCAAGGAGAAGCCAAGACCUAAGCAGGAGGCAAUCACCUGCUCACGCCCAGGCUUCUGAUGUUCUCUGUUAAAAACCAAAUCCCCAAGGCUCCGGAUUUAAUUCCAGCUUCCUGCUCACUCCCGGACUGCUGUCACCCUGUACAUAUAAAUUUCCUGACCCUAUGACUAGAUUCCAGACUAGAUUGGUCGUUCUUUACAUAAGACCCCUCCCAAACCCCUCAAUUGAAUCCCAGCCUGUAAUGCACUUCUGAGUAGGUAUGCACCUGCUGAACACCUGGAUUGACUUCCCUCGUGUAACAAACUCCCAGAAUAUAUUGGAAAAUAUUGAGUGUAUAUAACUCCUGAACUAGGUGCCAGUCUGUACCAGGCUCCGGGGCAGUUUGAUUCUGUGUGUCUGCUGGGCCCUUCCAGCACAAUGUGCCAUACUGCCCAGCAACCCUACUGAUUGAUCUGUUGUGGACUGUGGGAGGAAGCCGGAGCAGCUCCAUUGGGAGGUUGUACAGCUGACGAUGGAAUUGAACUGUGAGCUGUGAUAGCAUCACCCUAAUCCGAGCCGGGAACACACAGGAGACUCUGCGAUAACUGCCUGCCAUGGUGACAGACCCAAACAGCCGAAGGCCAUUCGGCCUAUUGACUGGACGAGUUGCCAGUAGAUCUCACCCAACCUGCACCUUCUCAUCGGCUGGACAACAUCCCGCCCGGGGUCGCUGCUGUAGCCGACAACCUUUUCUGGUGCCUAGGGCAAAGGCUAUGCUCGAUGCACACACCCUCUGCGUGUAACGAACUACUUCACAUCUCCCAUUGAUGCCCAUCAGUAACACCCUCCCGCUCCGCCUCUCACCACUGGAGACCGGCAGGUACAACACAAUCUCCACUACAGUCUUCAGUGGUUGAGUCUGGGUCGGUACCACCCAACCCUGGCUCUGUCCGUGACACAGAGAACCUGUCCAGACCACCCCCCCCACUCCCCACCGACAGGCUGGACAUCCCCAUAGAUUAUAGGUCAGACCUCAGCAUUAGCCACACCCUCUGCACGUUCCAACUUCAACCGAGACCUCCACCAUCUCAGAUGUCUGAAAACAGGCUUCAUUAUCUCAGGAUGUCUCAGUAACAUAGAUGCUCCUUCACCCCAGUCAGCUAUAGUCAGGGAUCGUAAUGCUCUGCCUCACAUCUGCCAGGUCCUCUCACCUCCCUGUAAACCCUUCCAGUCUCUGUAAUUCCCUCUGGCCCCUACACCUCUCCCUGUCUCUGUAAUCCCCUCUGGCCCCUACACCCCUCCCAUCUCUGUAACUCCCUCUGGCCCCUACAUCCCUCCCUAUCUCUGUAAUUCCCUCUGGCCCCUACACCCCUCCCAUCUCUGUAAUUCCCUCUGGCCCCUACACCUCUCCCUGUCUCUGUAAUUCCCUCCGGCCCCUACACCUCUCCCAGUCUCUGUAACUCCCUCUGGUCCCUACACCCCUCCCAGUCUCUGUAAUUCCCUCUGGCCCCUACACCCCUCCCAUCUCUGUAAUUCCCUCUGGCCCCUACACCCCUCCCAUCUCUGUAAUUCCCUCUGGCCCCUACACCCCUCCCGUCUCUGUAAUUCCCUCUGGCCCCUACACCUCUCCCUGUCUCUGUAAUUCCCUCCGGCCCCUACACCUCUCCCAGUCUCUGUAACUCCCUCUGGCCCCUACACCCCUCCCAGUCUCUGUAACUCCCUCUGGCCCCUACACCCCUCCCGACUCUGUAAUUCCCUCUGGCCCCUACACCCCUCCCAUCUCUGUAACCCCCUGUAUCCCCUAAGCCCCUCCUGUCUCUGUAACUCCUCUCUGGCCCCUACACCCCUCCCAUCUCUGUAACUCCCUCUGGCCCCUACACUCCUCCCGUCUCUGUAAUUCCUCUCCGGCCCCUACACCCCUCCCGUCUCUGUAACUCCCUUUGGCCCCUACACCCCUCCCGUCUCUGUAAUUCCUCUCCGGCCCCUACACCCCUCCCAUCUCUGUAACUCCUCUCUGGCACCCUUGCUCCAAACUGACAUUUCUGCUCUCUGGCAAUGCUGGCCUUAUUCAUAUAAAAACAAUAGCUGUGAACUCUGGAAUUAAUACCUCUCCCACCCACAUUAUUUCUCUUUUUUUCUCUUUCUCUCUCUCUCUCUCUCUCUGUCCUAUCCUUCGUUCUCAGUGACCAGUGACCAGUCCGUCCCCUCUCAGUGACCACUGUCCAGUCCAUCCCUCCCAGUGACCACUGACCAGUCCCUCACUCUCAGUGACCACUGACCAGUCCGUCCAUCUGCACAAACCCCAGAGUUGAAGCUCACACUCCUGCACACUUUAGACAAGUCUCCCCUGCCGCCGGGCUGCAAGAACGCAUACUGAGUUCUCUGUCUGAUGAUGCUGUGUAUGCCUGUUAACACAAUAAAGUCAAGGACGCUU